AUGAAGCUCGAGGCCUUCUGCCUAAAGCCGGCCGCCGCCGCCGCCCCGGCCGUGGCCCCCGUCUCCGGCGACCCCCUUAACUGGGGCGCCGCCGCCGACUCGCUCAAAGGGAGCCACCUCGACGAGGUGAAGCGCAUGGUGGAAGAUUUCCGGCGGCCACUGGUGCGGCUCGAGGGCGCCGAUCUGAAGAUCUCUCAGGUCGCCGCCGUCGCCUCCGGCCGUGGGACUCUCAGGGUGGAACUCGCCGAGUCCGCGAGGGAGCGCGUGAAGGCCAGCAGCGACUGGGUCAUGGAUAGCAUGAACAAGGGCACCGACAGCUACGGCGUCACCACCGGCUUCGGCGCUACCUCCCACCGGCGCACCAAGCAGGGCGGCGCUCUCCAGAGGGAGCUCAUCAGGUGAGCCACCGACUCCUUCCCGACCAGAACCCACGUGCCCAUCUCCUCUGAGGGAAGGAAGAAAGAAGGCGUUUAUUAUCUCCAUCAGUGACUACUACGACUUUUAUAGUGGUUGGGGGUUAGAUCAUGUGGACGUUUACUGAUCUUUUUGCUUGUCCUUGCUGCAGGUUCCUGAACGCCGGAAUAUUCGGCUCCGGCGAUGACUCGGCCAACACGACGCUGCCUCAGUCGGCGACGCGCGCCGCCAUGCUGGUCCGGAUCAACACCCUCCUGCAGGGCUACUCGGGGAUCCGUUUCGAGAUCAUGGAAGCCAUCACCGCGCUGAUCAACCACCACGUCACCCCGUGCCUCCCCCUGCGCGGCACCAUCACCGCCUCCGGCGACCUCGUCCCCCUCUCCUACAUCGCCGGAAUGCUGACCGGAAGACCCAACGCCAGGGCGGUCAACGCCGCCGGGGAGAAGGUCUCCGCCCAGGAGGCCUUCCAGCAGGCGGGCAUCUCCGGGGGCUUCUUCGAGCUGCAGCCCAAGGAAGGGUUGGCCCUGGUCAACGGCACCGCCGUAGGCUCCGGCCUGGCCUCUGUAGUGCUCUUCGAGGCCAAUAUUCUCGCGGUCAUGGCGGAGGUUCUCUCCGCAGUCUUCUGCGAGGUGAUGCAGGGGAAACCUGAGUUCACCGACCACCUCACCCACAAGCUGAAGCACCACCCGGGGCAGAUAGAGGCCGCCGCCAUCAUGGAACACAUCCUCGAGGGUAGCUCCUACAUGAAGAUGGCGAAGAAGAUUCACGAGCUUGACCCUCUGCAGAAGCCCAAGCAGGACCGCUACGCCCUCCGCACCUCCCCACAGUGGCUCGGUCCGCAGGUGGAGGUUCUCCGCCACGCCACCAAGUCCAUCGAAAGGGAGAUCAACUCGGUCAAUGACAACCCCCUCGUCGACGUGUCGCGCAACAAGGCUCUCCACGGCGGCAACUUCCAGGGCACUCCCAUCGGGGUGUCCAUGGACAACGCCCGCCUGGCCCUCGCCGCUAUCGGCAAGCUCAUGUUCGCGCAGCUCUCAGAGCUGGUCAACGACUUCUAUAACAACGGCCUCCCCUCAAACCUCUCCGGGGGUCGGAACCCUAGCCUGGACUACGGCUUCAAGGGCGCAGAGAUCGCCAUGGCCGCCUACUGCUCGGAGAUCCAGUUCCUCGGCAACCCCGUCACCAACCACGUCCAGAGCGCGGAGCAGCACAACCAGGACGUCAACUCUCUUGGCCUGAUCUCCGCGAGGAAGACCGCAGAGGCGGUGGAGAUCCUCAAGCUAAUGACCUCCACCUACCUCGUGGCGCUCUGCCAGGCCGUUGACCUCCGCCACCUGGAGGAGAACAUGAAGGCGGCCGUGAAGAACACCGUCAGUCAGGUGGCGAAGCGAGUGCUCACCAUGGGGGUCAACGGGGAGCUCCACCCCUCGCGGUUCUGCGAGAAGGACCUCCUCAAGGUGGUUGACAGGGAGUACGUCUUCGCCUACGCCGACGACCCGUGCAGCUCCACGUACCCGCUGAUGCAGAAGCUGCGCCAGGUGCUGGUCGAGCACGCAAUAGCCAACGGCGAGAAGGAGAAGGACAGCGCCACCUCCAUCUUCCAGAAGGUCACCGCCUUCGAGGAGGAGCUUAAGAUGGCGCUGCCCAAGGAGGUGGAGGCGGCUAGGGAAGCCGUUGAGAAGGGAUCCCCGGCGAUCCCCAAUAGAAUAGAGGACUGCCGGUCAUACCCGCUCUACAAGUUCGUCCGCGAGGAGCUCGGCACCGCCAUGCUCACCGGCGAGAAGGUCCAGUCGCCGGGGGAGGAGUUCGACAAGGUGUUCACGGCGAUCUCUCAGGGGAAGGUGAUCGACCCGCUGUUCGCCUGCUUGAGUGGCUGGAAUGGAUCCCCCGUGCCCAUCUGCUAG
Spirodela intermedia is the source of this 2318-nucleotide messenger RNA. The record is from the annotation of a GenBank genome assembly. NCBI's taxonomy places the organism in Eukaryota, Viridiplantae, Streptophyta, Magnoliopsida, Alismatales, Araceae.